AUGAGUAAUAAUGUUGAUAUGACUGAAUCAAUUUCAAUGGAUGAAUCUUCAAAUAAAAUUCAACAACAAAAAGAAGAUGAUGAACAGCAUCGUCAGUGUGUUAAUGAAUUACGUAAUAUUUUUCUUCAAGUUCAUCGUUGUCAACAAGAACCAGAUAAACAUGUAAGUCUUCAUAGUCUAAUUUUUCUUGCUAAAAAAAAACCACAAUUUGCAAAAAUGAAUUUUCAAAAUUAUUUAUUUGAAUAA
Rotaria sp. Silwood1 is the source of this 246-nucleotide messenger RNA. The record is from the annotation of a GenBank genome assembly. NCBI's taxonomy places the organism in Eukaryota, Metazoa, Rotifera, Eurotatoria, Philodinida, Philodinidae.